This is a messenger RNA of Oncorhynchus masou masou (cherry salmon), 2706 nucleotides long. Its product is annotated as mitochondrial import receptor subunit TOM70-like. The coding region runs from base 260 to 1993 and encodes 577 amino acids. Gene Ontology annotation, cellular component: mitochondrial outer membrane. The record is from RefSeq and is a predicted model, not a curated record. Gene Ontology annotation, biological process: protein insertion into mitochondrial inner membrane; protein import into mitochondrial matrix. The transcript is spliced from 12 exons. Gene Ontology annotation, molecular function: protein binding; transmembrane protein transporter activity. Lineage: Eukaryota; Metazoa; Chordata; Actinopteri; Salmoniformes; Salmonidae.
GGCAGUGGUGUGUUGGUCGUCACUAGUUACCACAGCCAUAAAGUCAUUAUUAUGGCCAAAACGAGCCUAUUUCUACAAGUUAUAUCCUUAAAUAUGUUUUUAAACCUAACCACACUGGUGACAUGAUUAACCUUUAAAUUAAGACCAAAAAGGGAAUUUUUAAUAAAAAAAACGAUAUAUAGCCAAUUUUGACUUUGUGGUUGGGGUAACUAAUGACAACUGAUGCGUGUUCUGCUCGCUUCUAUCCAUUAUAUGGUGGAUGAUGGCCGCUUCAAAGCCUGUCGAGUCGCAGUCCGGGAGCGGUUUCCCCCGCUGGCAGCUGGCCCUUCUGGUCGGAACCCCCAUAGUGCUGGGUGUAGGAGCUGUUUACCUGUGGAAACGAAACAAGACGAAGGACACACCGGGGAAAAGCAAUGGGGAACGGACAACUCCAGAAGGCAGCGCCAACCCCGUCCAGGGCCAAGGAGCCCGUUGCGAGCAGGAGGACAUGAGUCCUCUGGACCGGGCCCAGGGUGCUAAGAACAAGGGUAACAAGUACUUCAAGGCUGGGAAGUAUGAGCAGGCCAUCCAGUGUUACACAGAGGCCAUCGGUCUGUGUCCUAGAGACAACCAGACAGACCUGUCCACCUUCUACCAGAACAGAGCUGCUGCCUACGAACAGCAGAUGAAGUGGACAGAGGUGGUGCAGGACUGUACCCAGGCUGUAGUGAUUAAUCCACGCUACAUAAAGGCCCUGUUCAGGAGGGCCAAGGCCCUGGAGAGACUGGACAACAAGAAGGAGUGCCUGGAAGAUGUGACAGCGGUGUGUAUCCUGGAGGCCUUCCAGAACCAGCAGAGUAUGCUGCUAGCAGACAAAGUCCUAAAACUGCUGGGGAAGGAGAAGGCCAAAGACCAAUACAAGAACCGCGACCCCCUGAUGCCUUCUCCUCAGUUCAUCAAGUCCUACUUCAGCUCCUUCACUGAUGACAUUAUCUCCCAACCGCUCCAGAAGGGUGAGAAGAAGGACGAGGACAAGGACAACGAGGGCGAGGCCGCAGAGGUCACAGAAAGUUCUGGUUAUCUGAAGGCCAAGCAGUACAUGGAGGAGGAGAACUAUGAUAAGAUCAUCAGUGAGUGCACUAAGGAGGUGGAGUCUGGGGGCCGGUACACUGCUGAGGCCCUGUUGCUACGGGCAACCUUCUACCUCCUGAUUGGCAACGCCACCGGCGCCCAGCCCGAUCUGGACCGGGUCAUCAACAUGGAGGACGCCAACGUCAAGCUCAGGGCCAAUGCUCUGAUCAAGCGUGGCAGUAUGUACAUGCAGCAGCAGCAGCCUAUGAUGUCAACACAGGACUUCAACAUGGCCGCUGAGAUCGACACGCGCAACGCAGAUGUCUACCACCACCGGGGACAGUUGAAGAUCCUUCUGGACCAGGUAGAGGAGGCCGUCCGAGAUUUUGAUGAGUGCAUCCUGCUCAGACCUGACUCUGCUCUGGCACAGGCUCAGAAAGGCUUCGCCCUGUACAGGCAGGCAUACACUGGCAACAGCCAGUCCCAGGUGCAGACGGCCAUGGACGGCUUUGAGGACAUCGUCAGGAGGUUCCCUAAGUGUGCUGAAGGAUACGCUCUGUAUGCACAGGCAUUGACUGACCAGCAGCAGUUUGGCAAGGCAGAUCAGAUGUACAACAAGUGUAUUGACCUGGAGCCAGACAACGCCACAACAUACGUCCACAAGGGGUUGUUGCAGCUCCAGUGGAAGCAGGACUUGGACCUGGGCCUGGACCUCAUCAGCAAGGCCAUUGAGAUCGACAACAAAUGUGACUUUGCCUAUGAAACCAUGGGCACUAUUGAGGUUCAGAGGGGAAACCUGGAAAAAGCGAUAGACAUGUUCAACAAGGCCAUCAACCUGGCCAAGUCAGAGAUGGAGAUGGCCCACCUCUACUCACUGUGUGAUGCAGCCUACGCCCAGACUGAGGUAGCCAGGAAGUACGGGCUGAAGCCACCCACGCUGUAACUCUCCACACAGACCUGUAUAGAGUUCUAAUGGACUGUUCAUUUGCUACUAUAUAUGUUUCUAUUCUUCUUGUUCUCUAACAAAUAUUCCUGUCCAGACACCUCCAUAUCCUCGAGAUAACGUAACAUUAUCAUUGAAUGGCAAAUUUAAAUGCAGGAUUAAAAUGUUAGUCAAAUGUGUGUGUGUAAUGAUGGAUGUCUGUGUUUGGUGUAAUGCUGCAGCUGAUAUGACAAUGUGUGGGAUAAGCGAGUCCAGGGGAAGUUGGGGUCCUAAAGUGUUGUUUAUUUUGGGGGAUUGCCUGUUUUUCUUUUUUAUAUAUUCUGUACAGCAUGUGAGAUUUCUCUUUCUAAGUACAUGUUAAUGCUCGUGCUGAAAUACUGUUUCUGAAACUAUCUGGCCAUUUUGGAAAGGCUAGACUGAAUAAGAAUGAACAUUUAGAGCUAAAAUGACAGCUUUAAUUCAGCAAUUCUCAAAAUGUACCGCUUCUAUUUUUAUGUGGUUGUUUUCCCAGCUGCUUGUAGAUUCCGAAAAAGUCAGAAGGGACAAUUAUUUUAAUAUUUUUUUCAGGCUCAGUCAACUUUUAUUUUGCAGGGGGCAGGUAUGCCAUCAUACAGUGCCUACAGAGAGUAUUCACACCCAGUGGUGUGUAUUCAUGGAUGCCAAGGGAAGCCAGGCUUCCCCAAAAAAAUUGACCAAUAAAAAAAACAAAAUUA